Molecule: messenger RNA, 2192 nt
Organism: Plutella xylostella (diamondback moth)
Lineage: Eukaryota; Metazoa; Arthropoda; Insecta; Lepidoptera; Plutellidae
Source: RefSeq, a predicted model, not a curated record
UGGCACACUUUUGUAGCUUGUCAAUUUGAAUUUUUAUUUGUCAAGUUGGUUUGUCGUCAAUCUAGCGGCCGUUCGUGUGUCUUAAAUUUUUUCGUAUUAAAAUGGGUGUGUUGAUGGCGUGAUUACCAUUAAGUCUAUUUAAAUCGGCUCCGAGUCGUAAGUUUUUGCCGCGGUGGCCCUUAGACGUACCAGUGUUUAGUUGUGAACGAUGUUGCGUACAGUGAUAAAUACGUUUUGGAACGAAUAUGUGUGGUUGCCGCCGAACACUACUUGGGAGGAUAUAGCGCCGGGUCCGGACAAGGUGGUGGUCUACACGGACCACCGCCACCUGCUGGUGCCCAUCCCCCUCGCGCUGGUGCUGAUAGCGCUUCGCUACGUGUUAGAAAAAUACUGGUUUGCGCCAUUUGGAAAAUCUCUCGGCAUCAAAAAUACAAGACCAAAGAAAGCACCAACAAAUCCUAAACUAGAAGCUGCUUACCAAGCAUCCCCCAAGAUCAAACACAAACAGUUCGUUUUGAGCAAGGAUGAGAUAUGCGCACUAGCCAAGCAACUGGACAUGUCGGAGCGGCAGGUGGAGCGCUGGUGGCGGCUGCGGCGCAGCCAGGACAAGCCCUCCACGCUCGUCAAGUUCAGCGAGAACAUGUGGCGAUGCACCUUCUACCUGUACAACUUCAGCUACGGCCUGUUCAUACUGUGGGACAAGGAGUGGCUGUGGGAUAUUGAUCACUGCUAUAUCGGGUAUCCGCAUCAGGGCCUAACAAACGACGUGUGGUGGUACUACAUGAUCUCCUCCGGCUUCUACUGGUCACUCACCAUGUCCCAGUUCUGGGACGUGCGACGUAAGGAUUUCUGGCAGAUGUUCGUGCACCACCUGGCCACCAUCGCGCUGCUCAGCUUCAGCUGGGUGGGGAACCUUUACCGGAUAGGCACGCUGGUGUUGUUGCUGCAUGAUACUGCUGAUAUCUUCUUGGAGGCGGCGAAGGCGGCCAAAUACGCCAACUACCAGCGGUUCUGCGACGCCGUGUUCGCGACGUUCACCGUGCUGUGGAUCGUCACGCGCCUCGGCGUCUACCCCUUCUACAUCAUAUGGAGCACGUCAGUCCGAGCCCCGAUGCUGCUGCCCAUGUUCCCCGCCUACUACAUCUUCAACUCGCUGCUGUGCCUGCUGCUGGCGCUGCACGUGGUGUGGACCUGGCUCAUACUGCAGGUGGCCUACAAGGCCAUACACGCCGGACAGAUGGAAGGUGACAUUAGGAGUUCUAGUUCUGAGCUGAGCGACGUCUCGCAGCUGUCCAACCACAGCACGCCCAACCGACUCAACCAUAAGAAGGAGACGUAGGAGCGACAUAAACAACGUAAGUUUCUAACGCAGCGUGGUGAACCAGUCCUAUGAAUUAUUCCGUACGAUCGUACCAACUUACACCUGCAGUGUGCACCAAUCAGGACACGACACGUCACAGUGACACUUUACUACUAUAAAAUAAUAUACAAAUGUAAAUUGUAUUGCUAUUUUCUUCUUAUUUAAUAAAAAAGGUGUCUAGAUACAAACGAAAACCGUAAAAUAUGUGUGAAGAAAAGGCAAUGUUAUCAUCUACUUACAAAGUUAUCUAAACAUAAGCAUAUUAUUUAUUUUUUAAUCUAAAAUGCAUUUACUGACAGUUUUAUUGAGCCGCGACUUUACCGACGUGGAUGCAGUUAGGUGUUGACCAAUCAUAGCAGUGCUGCAAGUGGUUGCAACCAAUCACAGCGUCGUAUGCUAGUGACGCAUUGCUCGACUACAUUAACGGUGGUAAACUCUUGAUUUACCUGCCUCUAAUACAGAUUUCAAAAGCCAUGGACAAACCUUGAAUGUGCAAUUGUGAAUGUUUUUAUUUUGCAAUAAAAACUUCUACAAGAGGGUAGAGUAGUAAAAAGUAAUUUGCUUAUUUCAGGCAGUACUCUUAUAAAAUUACAAUAUUAAACACUUGGCUAUCAGGUUCUAUAGGUAAGCAUAUUCUAAGGUUUCCACAUGGCUUUUCUAAUCAAAAAUAUCGAAUCAUUAACAUUAAUAAUAUAUUCUGUAACUUUAACUGGGACCACGUAGUUGGGUUUAGAUUUAUUUAAAGUAUUACUUACUUACUUUUUUAAUGUACAAUGUACAUACAUACGUAUAGGAACGACAGUUUUUUAAUCCGGCUUCCGAACAUUAAACA